AUGGUUAGAGUCGCUGGUCUUCCAACACCACCGACAGAAAUUCUGGGUGCGGUGCUCACGCUUAAUGGGCGUAUCAACAGUGUCUUCCCGGACAUGCAGUUUACGAUGGAGCAGGAAGAAAACAACCAGCUGGCCUUCCUUGAUGUCCGCGUCUGCCGCAAGGAUUGUGGUGGCCUGAAGAGCAAAUUGUUCCAGAAAGUGACAGGCACGAUUCAAGUUCUGAACUUCAACGGCAAUCACCCAAUCAGCCACGAACGCAGUUGCGUAGAGACGCACUGCAGUGAAGUCAAAAAUUCCCGAAGAGGUGAAAUCGUGGACCCCCAGGCCAUGAACAAAUAUCACCAUCUGCCCAAUCCAUAUUCGGUGCCGAGGCUCAAUUUGGCCGAAGCAAGUGGCCAUUUGGGGAACACACAGGCCACCGUGUCAUCUUACCCCGACAUCGGUCGACCAGAUGGCAGAGCAAUCAUCCAAGCCCAAUCAAGUUCAGCAGGUCACGGCCUGCAUGCCGGCCAGCAAGCAAUUAACGCACAAGAGGCAAUUGUCGUUAAUUGUCAUAAGUGUACAGUAAUUACUGCAUCCUAUAAAUACUGCAAUUUCCUGUGCAUGUAUCAUUCACUCACGCGCUCCUAUCACGCUGGCGAACACAUAACAUCGAUAGAUGGCUCAGUCGCUUGCACGCUCCCCUCCGGCGCUAAGACUUUCCCCUCUAACUUCAUCGCCCUGGAUGCCGUUUGGGAAAUGUCCUCGUUGCUGCGGGAACUCGUCGUACCUCAGCAAAUGUAA
This is a messenger RNA of Dibothriocephalus latus, 783 nucleotides long. NCBI's taxonomy places the organism in Eukaryota, Metazoa, Platyhelminthes, Cestoda, Diphyllobothriidea, Diphyllobothriidae. The record is from the annotation of a GenBank genome assembly.